UACAGGUCUUAAACUAAAGCAGUAUCAGGUGGACACAUGGACUACCCGAGAACAGUUAUGUCUUGCAUCAGCUGUACUAAGGAGUGGAGACCAAAACUGGGUCGCUGUCAGGCGUAAUAUCAAGAUGUUAACAACAGAGCACAAUAGACCUCCUGACUGGUAUUCUACCAAGAACUGUGCUCUUCAGUAUGCCAAAUUGCUAGAACGUGUUGACACUCCAAAACGGAAGAGGGAGCGCAGUGAUUCUUCAAAUGAAACGCCUGGUGAAGUUGUGACAAAGAUGCUAACCAAACAACGUGUUGACGAACUGACAACCCUAGUUGUUGAAGAGAAGUCUGAGUAUAAUAAACAAAAACGAGAAAUUCAAGAAUUAGAGUCUGGACGUUUAGACCAUCAGUUGGAUGCCUUAUGGGAGCAGCUUCUGAAAGAACGAGCUGAGGAAGAGGAGGAAGAGCGUCGUUACCAGCAGUGGCUUAAAGAACGAGAGGAGAAAAUAACAGCCAUUCAACAAGCCUUGAAACACCAGGGACCAAAAGUGCAUAUCCCACCAAAUAAAAAUAAAAAGAACAAACCACCGUGGCCCGCCACUUCCAGUGGAGUGAGAAGAAAUAGUGGGAUGUCAGAAACUUCCUCGGAGCUUGACAGUGCAGUGGAUAGUCCUGAUGUUCAUGAAUCCAAUGAAAACUCUGGCCAAGAAGGAGGAACUCAGGAACCUGAGCCAAAACCAACACCAACAUCUCCGUUAUUGUCAUCCCUGUUGAGUAAAUCGCCUAUAUUGCCUAGUUCUUCCAACUCGCCUUUAUCUCAAGCACGAGGACUAAGACCUGGGUAUUCUCAUGUAUCACUUGCUCUACACAAUCUUGUAACAUCUGCAAUAUCAGGGACUGAUUCAGUUACCAAGUCAACGACCUCUUCAGCAUCAGGGUCAUCAACAUUAUCCCGACUUCUAGACCUUCCACCAAGCACUCCAGGAGGACCUUUGCCAAGGCUAAGUGAUUUACCUACUUCGUCAUAUGAAGUGAAAGAUUCGGAAAAAUUGACAUCUCCCAUCAAAGAAGACAAAGAGAGUAAAAGCUGUGGGCAGGAUGGUAAAAGUAGUGGCUGUGGGUCCUCUGGAGUAAAUAUUGGAAAUAUUACAGAAAUCAAAGAAGAGAAAUCAUCUUGUAGACCAUCCAUGGAAGUGGUUGAGAAGGAGGAUGAGAGUGAAGGUGGUGAGAAAGGAGGAGGAGUAGGAGGAGGUGGAGGAGAAGAGAAAAAGGGGAAUUGUGAAGUGAAAGAAGAGUCAAAGGAAGAAUAUUGAGAAUUUUGUGUCAUCUAAUGUUCAGAGCAGUGGAAGUGACGAGAAGAGUUUAAAAGCUGCAAAGGAGCGUGAUAUGAAAAGGAGAGAAGAGAAACGAAAGGAGCAGCUGAAAGAGAAGAGAUUGGAAUCACUUCUUAAAGAAGAAAGUGGAAGUGAAACCAUGAACAGGAGAGAAGAUAAUUCAGAGUCAAGGGAUAAAACUGAUGAUGACGACGAUGAUAGGAAAGCUAAGGUAGUAAAAGACUCCAAAUUAUACAAGGAAUUAGAAAGCCAAAGCAAGAAGCCUGAUAAAAGUGAGAAGAAAGAUUUAGAUGACUAUGAACAAGAUAACUCAGAAAGCAAGGAUUGGAUGAGUGAGGAAGAUGGAAAUUUUCAAAGAAGUGGGAAGAGGAAAAUCUCAGGAGCUGAUUACCUUGGAUAUUCCCCACAGAUAUGCGAAUCUGCUCCAACUUCUCCAGCUUCUACACAUUAUGGUGAUGACAUGGAGAGUGAACGAUCUUACAAAUCCUGGAAGAAACCCAUCAUGAUUUUGUGGAAUGAGAUAGCUGCUCACCGCUUUGCAUCCAUCUUUUUGCGCCCUAUCACAGAUGAGCAGGCACCAGGAUAUCACUCGGUGGUAUACAGACCAAUGGAUUUGCAAACCAUCAAGCGAAAUAUUGAAAGUGGUAUGAUUCGAAAUACAGCUGAAUUUCAGCGAGACAUGAUGCUCAUGUUUCUCAAUGCUAUUAUGUAUAACACUAGUGACCAUAAUGUCCACCAGAUGGCUCACCAGAUGAUGCAAGACACCAUUGCAACAAUUGAGUCAUUUCUUAACACCCAGAUGUUAGCAAGAGCAGAAGAAACUCCUCAAAAAUCAUUAAGAAGAGAAACUCGUGAAUCCUCAGCAAAAAGAAGUGAUGACGAUGUUAAGAGGAAGAGGGACCAUCAAGAUGAUAAAAGUACAAAGAAAAGAAGAUAAAAGUACUUUUCCUACUUUACCAACCUUGGUACUUCAUAAAUUAUUGAUUCUUUACUUCGCUUCUUGAAGCAAGUUCUGUAAACUGGACUGCAUUGCAGAUUCCAAGAGACUUUCUCAAGUCUGCACUACAGAAUUAAUUUUGCUGUGCAACAUGUUUUGCAUUAACCAUGUUAUAAAUUUAGACUAUAGUUUCUUAUGAAAUAUAUUAACUUUUUUCAU
This is a messenger RNA of Macrobrachium nipponense, 2477 nucleotides long. Its product is annotated as bromodomain-containing protein 8-like. The record is from RefSeq and is a predicted model, not a curated record. Gene Ontology annotation, molecular function: protein binding. Gene Ontology annotation, cellular component: NuA4 histone acetyltransferase complex. NCBI's taxonomy places the organism in Eukaryota, Metazoa, Arthropoda, Malacostraca, Decapoda, Palaemonidae.